Messenger RNA from Prunus armeniaca (apricot), 1443 nucleotides. NCBI's taxonomy places the organism in Eukaryota, Viridiplantae, Streptophyta, Magnoliopsida, Rosales, Rosaceae. The record is from the annotation of a GenBank genome assembly.
AUGGGUUCCAAGGAAGCAGUAGCCAACAGCAAGCCUCAUGUUGUUUGCAUUCCUCUUCCAGUUCAAAGCCAUGUAAAGGGAAUGCUUAAGUUUGCAAAACUCCUCCACCACAGAGGUUUCCAUAUCACCUUUGUCAACACAGAGUACAUUCACAAGCGCUUCCUCAAGUCUCUUGGACCCAAUUCCCUCGACGGCUUGCCUAGUUUUCGAUUCGAAACCAUACCAGAUGGCAUUCCAAGCUCAGAAGAAGAUACCACUCAAUACAUUCGUUUGCUUGGUGAGUCAGUCACGAAUAAUUUGCCGGCUCCAUUUCGUGACCUCCUCAUGAAACUCAAUGGCACGGCCAAUAUUCCUCCGGUGUCUCACAUCGUUUCGGAUGGUUGGAUGAGCUUCACCAUCACAGCAGCGGAAGAAAUUGGAAUCCCUGUUGUACUCUUCUUCACUAUGUCUGCAAGCGGCGUCAUGGGAUUUAAUCAGUUUCCUACUUUGCUGGAAAAGGGACUUGCUCCACUCAAAGAUGAAACCUGGUUAACAAAUGGCUUUCUUGACAAUGUCAUAGAUUGGGUUCCAGCUAUGAAAGGUAUCAGGUUAAGGGAUAUCCCAAACAACUUUAUUACCACAGACCCCGCCGAAGCAUCUUGGAUCUUCUGCUUGGAAGCAAUCCAAAGAUUUGGUAAAGGUUCAGCAAUUGUUCUUCAUAGUUUUGAUGCAUUGGAGAAAGAAGUUUUGGAUGCUCUCUCAUCCAUGUUUCCACUUGUUUAUGCAAUUGGCCCUCUCCAGUCACUUCUUAACCAGAUACCAGAGCAUCCUUUGAAGGCUAUGGGAUAUAGUCUGUGGAAAGAAGAAACUGAGUGGCUCAAAUGGCUAAAUUCUAAAGAACCAAACUCUGUUGUUUACGUCAAUUUUGGAAGUUUAGCGGUCUUAACACCGGAACAACUUGUGGAGUUUGGUUGGGGACUGGCAAACAGCAAGCUUCCCUUCUUUUGGGUAAUUAGGCCUGAUCUGGUUGUUGGUAAAUCGGGGAUUUUUCCACCCGAGUUUGAGGCUGAAACUAAGGAAAGAGGCCUUAUAGCAAGUUGGUGCCCACAAGAGCAAGUCCUUGAGCACUCAUCAGUUGGAGGAUUUUUAACACAUAGUGGUUGGAAUUCAACCAUUGAGAGCCUAUGUGCUGGUGUGCCUAUGCUCUCCUUGCCAAUCUUUACUGACCAGCAAACAAAUUGUCAUUGUGUUUGUAAUGUGUGGGGAAUUGGCAUAGAGAUUAGUAAAGAUGCCAAGAGAGACCAAGUGGAAAAGCUUGUUAAAGAGUUAAUGGGGGGAGUGAAAGGUAAGCAAAUGAAAAACAAGGUCAUGGAGUGGAAGAAACUGGCAGAAGAAGCCGCUAGUCCACAUGGUUCUUCAUCUGCAAAUUUAGACAACUUUGUGAAUCAAGUGCUAUUAAGGUAA